UGUAGGACCUGCACUAAGAUGCCUGAGUCUCCUCUCAGUCCCUCGGCAGCCCGUCAAACCUCCGCCAGCAGCCUGCUCACUCACACAGACGCUGGCACCGGAGAGAGAGCAGCUAAUGGGACCUCCUGCAGUGGAGUGAGCGGUGAAAACUGGCAAACUCUCCAUAAUAAACAGGUGUUUCUGGCCAUGAUGGCACCUCAGCAGUUACAGCAGCUUCUGUCCCCCAACCAACUGCAGGCUCUGAUCCAGCAGAAGCAACAGUCACUCCUGCUACAGCAGCAACAUCUGAAAUUGCUCUACAAGACGCAACAACAGAUUCAGCUGCUUCAACAGCAGCCCAGCAAGAAAGUCAAGGAGUUCUCUGCGCAGCAGCUCAUGUUCCAGCAGUUCCUUCAGCUUCUUCAGCUCCAGCAGCAGCAGCAGCAGCAGCAGCUCCUCCAGGUGCAGAGACCAGCCCUGUCCUCUCCUGCUGUCUGUCCAGUUGGCUUCAACCCAGCAGAGAUUCAGCAGCUAUGGAAAGAGCUCACAAAUGGAGAAAGUGACGAUAAAGCGGCUGCUGAGAGCAAUCACGAGUUUCCUGCUAACAGUUUCAUGUCAACACAAGUCACAGCGAGACCGACCAGUGACCUGCAGUCGUCUUCUUCUCUCAGGGCAGAGCGUGCUGAUUACGCUGCUUUGCACGUCCUCUACAACCACGGUGUGUGCCACUGGCCCGGAUGUGAAUCAGUCUGUGAGAACUUGUACCAGUUUUUCAAACACAUUGGCAGUGAACACACUCUGGACGACAGAAGCACGGCCCAGUGCAGAGUCCAGAUGCAGGUGGUUCAGCAGCUUGAGCUUCAGCUCUGCAAAGAACGCCAGCGCCUGCGAGCGAUGACGUCUCACCUGCAUCUGCCGUCUUUAGAAGCUCAGUCGCCACAGACAGACGCAGACGCAGACGCUGACCCUCAUGGUCCACAGGUAGAUUGUGAGGCCGUGAAGUGUGAAUCAAAUCGCUCUGUUACACUGAACAGCUCGCAGUCUGUUUUGUUUCUCUGUCAGUCUUUGUUAACGCGCGUCGUCCGCCUGUGUUGCUCUCAGCUCAGUUCAGUCACCAGCGACCUGCCCUCGCUGAGCCCAUCACGCUUGGCACAACCGCUGGCUCCUUCCCAGGAGUGUGAGGAGAAUUCACCCACUCAUACAGAAUGUGCCAGCGCCAUAAGACAUUGUCAACACCCUUUAGUCCACUCACUGCCCUCAGGUAACUAUACCGUAUCUAUAGAAAAUAAGGGACUCACUUCUCUGCUUACCACUUACAUAUAUUAUCUUCAUUCAGAAAAUGAAUAUGAGCUCUACAAGAACAACGACAUCAGGCCACCUUUCACCUACGCAACACUGAUCAGACAGGCUAUUACAGAAGCACCAGACAUGCAGCUAACGCUCAACGAGAUUUACAACUGGUUCACACGGACGUUCGCUUAUUUCAGACGCAACGCUGCCACGUGGAAGAACGCCGUACGCCACAACCUGAGUCUGCACAAGUGCUUCGUGCGUGUGGAGAACGUGAAAGGUGCUGUGUGGACAGUGGAUGAGUCGGAAUAUCAGAAGAGGAGAUCCCAGAAAAUCACAGGGAGUCCUUCACUGAUCAAAAAAGUGUCCUCUAACAUCGCCAGUUUACAGACGGCACUGACGGAGGCUUCACUGCCACGACUCAAUCAGAGUGUAAGCAGAAACGCCAAGAGUCAAAGUCGGGAAAGCAACAGCUACAGACUUCAGCAGUCACUGUUCCUUAAAGAUGAAGCGAUGAACCUCACUGGCCAUGAAUCUCAGUGGCCGCCGAUAAAAGUUGCCGCUGUGCGCCAGGACGUGACCGAAGCUUACGGAGAGCACAUGUUUGACCUCGAAUGA
This is a messenger RNA of Solea solea (common sole), 1887 nucleotides long. RefSeq names its product forkhead box protein P4-like. The coding region runs from base 19 to 1887 and encodes 622 amino acids. The transcript has 14 exons. Gene Ontology annotation, biological process: regulation of transcription by RNA polymerase II. Gene Ontology annotation, molecular function: RNA polymerase II cis-regulatory region sequence-specific DNA binding; DNA-binding transcription repressor activity, RNA polymerase II-specific. The record is from RefSeq and is a predicted model, not a curated record. Lineage: Eukaryota; Metazoa; Chordata; Actinopteri; Pleuronectiformes; Soleidae. Gene Ontology annotation, cellular component: nucleus.